GUUUAUUCACUUAACAUAAACGACAGAUAAUGUGUCCUGUUGUUGAAAUAACUAAGUACCUACCUUACUAGCAUAUAAAAGACACACUUAAAUUCUUUUCGUGAUAGUUGAACCAGUGCAUCGACAAAUGUGUAGCGGGAAGUAUAAAAAAGUGGAAUGCCUAUAAUUGUGUUUUACGAAAUAAAAUAAAUUAAACGAAAUUAAUGAACAAGAUUUGAAUUUAGUGUUACAAAAGUUUGAAAAUACUAUAUUUGUUUGGUUUAUAAAAAAGAAGAUGGCGGAACUUUCUAAAGACCAUACUCUCGAUGACGUGUUAAUGAAAACAGGUGAUUUUGGAAAAUAUCAAAUUGUCGUUUUUGCCGUGGUGAAUGUUGCUGUAAUGUUGCAUUCUGCCGUACACAAUGCAUUCGUUUUUACAGCGUUAAACGUUAAUUACAGAUGUGCUAUUCCAGAAUGUGAUUUGAAUUCUACAGUAUUUGAACCAACGUGGUUAUCCGUUGCAGUACCUUAUAAUGGUAAAUACCCGGAAAAAUGUAAAAAAUUUUUCAACACAAACGAUCGAUUCGAUUCCUGCACUCCUGAUACUUUCGAUCGUAAUCGACAAAUAAAUUGCUCUUCGUUUAUUUAUGAAACCACAGAAUAUAGUAUCCUACACGAGUAUAAUUUACAAUGCGAAGAAAACCUUUGGAAAUUAUCUAUGGUAGGUACUGUCAAUAAUAUCGGACAGUUCGUUGGAUUGUUUAUCGGUGGAUUUAUUUCUGAUAGAUAUGGACGGAAAUUCCUUUUGGUGUGGGGUAUGUUACUUUGUGCAGUUUUCGGUCUUUCAAGAACAUUCAUGCCAACUUACGAAUUGUUUUUAUUAUUUGAAUUUUUAGACGCCGCUUUUAGUGCAGGAACUUAUAUCUGUGGUUUCGUGUUAGGGGUCGAAUUGGUGGGUCCUAAAAAGCGAGUUAUCACAGGGAUUAUAUCUAGUUCAACUUAUGCCGUUGGAGAAAUGUUCACGGCUUCGGCUGCUUGGAGUGUCCAAUCUUGGAAAAAAAUUAUAUAUAUUCUGUAUACUCCGAUAUUUUUGUUGAUAUCCUAUAUUUGGAUAGUACCAGAAUCAGUACGUUGGUUGUUAUCCAAAGGACGAACAGAAGAAGCCAAAAGUAUAUUAAGAAAAGCCGCCAAAUGGAACGGGAAACAUUUGCCAGAAGAAGUUCUUGAAAAAUUGAGUUACAUAGAUGCCAGUGAAACUACUAAAAAAAACGAAAUUCUCAAUGCCUUAAAAUCUAGAAUACUAUGCGUAAGGUUAAUAAUAUGUUCGUUUUGUUGGAUCGUAUGUGCGUUCCAAUUUUACGGCUUAACAUUGAAUUCUGUGACACUAGUACACGGUAAUAGUUAUCUAGAUUUCAUGUUAACGGCUCUAAUCGAAAUACCCGCUUAUAUAUCUUGUCGUUACAUAUUGGAUAUCUUCGGAAGAAAAAAAUCUUUAUGCGGAUCUUAUUUAAUCACCGGUGUAGCAACCGCUGGUUAUCUAAUCAUUCCCGAAGAUUCUCGAGCUGGUAGUUUGGCGAUAUAUUUAUUAGGUAAAUAUGGCGUGACCUGCGCGUUUACGAUUUUAUAUGUUCACACUAGCGAAAUGUUUCCGACAAAUUUGAGACAUACUUUCAUGGGUACUUGUUCGACGUUGGGGAGAAUUGGGUCUAUGGUUUCACCACAGACGCCUCUUUUGGCGCAAAUUUGGAAACCGUUGCCUUUCAUUAUAUUCACUGUCACGGCUUGGUUGGCUGCUCUUUUAACCCUCACCUUUCCGGAAACGUCAAAUAUUAAGCUACCUGAUACUGUAGAACAGGCCGAAAAAAUAUUGAAAUUAAAAAGAAGAAUUGAAGAUUGACAAACGUGGUACAAAUUGUGAGAAGUAUUAUGACAUCCAGUGGUGUUUAUUUACGUCGAAAUUUAUAUUAUUUAUAUUUUUUUGUUAUUUAUUACAUUUAUUAAAGGGUUUUAAUAAC
Molecule: messenger RNA, 1994 nt
Organism: Diorhabda carinulata
Lineage: Eukaryota; Metazoa; Arthropoda; Insecta; Coleoptera; Chrysomelidae
Product: organic cation transporter protein-like
Exons: 10
Coding region: 275-1876 (533 amino acids)
Biological process (GO): transmembrane transport
Cellular component (GO): membrane
Molecular function (GO): transmembrane transporter activity
Source: RefSeq, a predicted model, not a curated record